CCCAAAACCCUCCAGGUCUCUCCAGCUCAAAAAUGGCAGCUCUUCUCCUCUGCAUUGCCACCAUCCUCUGCUUCCUCACCUCCGCCCAAGCCAGGAUCCCCGGCGUCUACACCGGCACCCCCUGGCAACCCGCCCACGCCACCUUCUACGGCGGCAGCGACGCCUCCGGCACCAUGGGCGGCGCGUGCGGGUACGGCAACCUGUACAGCCAGGGGUACGGCGUCAACACGGCGGCGCUGAGCACGGCGCUCUUCAACAACGGGCUGAGCUGCGGGGCGUGCUUCGAGAUCAAGUGCGACGCGGCGCAGGACGCCAAGUCCUGUAACCCGGGCAACCCCUCCAUCCUCAUAACCGCCACCAAUUUCUGCCCGCCAAACUUUGCCCUGCCCAACGAUAACGGCGGCUGGUGUAACCCGCCCCGCACCCACUUCGACCUUGCCAUGCCUAUGUUCCUCAAGAUCGCGCAGUACCGCGCCGGCAUCGUUCCCGUCAAUUUCCGCCGGAUACCGUGCAGGAAGCAAGGAGGCAUCAGAUUCACGAUCAACGGCUUCCGUUACUUCAACCUGGUUCUGGUCACCAACGUUGCGGGUGCAGGGGAUAUCGUGCGCGUGAGCAUCAAGGGAAAGAACAUGCAGUGGAUAGCCAUGAGCCGUAACUGGGGGCAAAACUGGCAAUCCAGCGCCAAUCUUGUGGGCCAGGCCCUCUCCUUCAGAGUUUUCGGCAGCGACCGACGCUCGUCCACCUCUCUCGACGUGGCGCCCGCUAAUUGGCAGUUCGGCCAGACCUUCUCUGGAAAGAAUUUCAGGGUCUGAAAACCACCCUAAAAAUGGUUGGGAAUUCUUGGAAUUUGCAACGGAGUCCUCCGUCUUUAUCUAUUUUUCGCUAUUCCCCUAGAAGAAAGAUAUUAUUAGGAAAUGUGUGGAGAAGAAAGUAUAAAUGAAGUAAAGUGUGUGGAGGCUGAAGCGGCUGCAGGGAAAAAUAGAUGUAGCCCGCAGCUUCUGAUUAUAAAUUUAUAAUGUAGUAGUACAAUAUUGGUAAGGAGAAAAAAUGUUUCUUCUUUUUAUAA
Salvia hispanica is the source of this 1066-nucleotide messenger RNA. Its product is annotated as expansin-A6-like. Lineage: Eukaryota; Viridiplantae; Streptophyta; Magnoliopsida; Lamiales; Lamiaceae. Gene Ontology annotation, cellular component: extracellular region. The record is from RefSeq and is a predicted model, not a curated record. Gene Ontology annotation, biological process: plant-type cell wall organization.